AUGUGCGCUGCGUCGUGGCAAGCGCUGCAGUGCGACUCGCGCGACUUCACCGCAACGCAGUUCUUGUUGGCUGAGGAAAAGCAGGACAAGACAGAGAGGCGCCCAAUACCCGAAAUUUGCCUCAGUUGCAGCGUUCCAACACCGUGUCGUUGCACGCAGUGGCCAACGGCUUUGCCGAUUUAUUGCUCAGCGGAGCUGCGACCGAGAGAGACCCAGCCUCGCGCCAGGUCAGCCAUGCCUCCACGCAACGCCUAUGAGUGUUUCACAAAGCUAUCCGGUUUCCAUGUCUCUUCCAGUGCGUCAACGGAACGACCAAAAUUCAGUUCACAAGGAGGAAUCGUGACUCGGGCUAACGGAAACGUGAAGACGCACCUCAAAGCACGGCGGUAUGCUUCGGGUCGCUGGCUGGACGCGCGCCAUCAGGCGAUGCUGUAUGUCGAUCGAUCAAUCGAUCGAUCGAUCGAUACAACGCCAUCCAUAUCGUACGACGCGUUCGCGUGGCAGUCCAUCAUUCGACCAACAACAGCUAUCAUCCAUCAUGACGUGCUGAGGCACGUACCGCAGUCGACCGGACCAGCUGGCGGCGGAACUGAGGUUUCGCUUCACUAA
This is a messenger RNA of Cyanidioschyzon merolae strain 10D, 609 nucleotides long. RefSeq lists its product as hypothetical. Lineage: Eukaryota; Rhodophyta; Bangiophyceae; Cyanidiales; Cyanidiaceae. The coding region runs from base 1 to 609 and encodes 202 amino acids. The record is from RefSeq and is a predicted model, not a curated record. The transcript has a single exon.